AUGUCGGGCGGCGCGGCGGGCAGCGCCAAGCCGCUCCCGUCCUCCGGGCCGAAGUCGCUGCGGGAGAUGCCGCAUCCCCUGGCCACGUCCAGCAGCGAGGAGAUGGGGCCGGCGCUCAGCCCCAGCCCCGAUCUGCUCCUGCCCCGCAGCCUCGCCGACAAGGACCUCAGCCUGCCCAAUGGCACACCUGUUGACACUUCUAGCCCGGCCUCCUCCUCAUCUCUUCUCAACAGACUGCAGCUGGAUGAUGAUUUGGAUGGGGAAACUAGAGACCUCUUUGUUACUGUUGAUGAUCCUAAAAAACACGUGUGCACAAUGGAGACGUACAUCACAUACAGGGUUACAACAAAGACUACACGAGCAGAAUUUGAUUUGCCAGAGUAUUCUGUCCGCCGGCGGUACCAAGACUUUGACUGGCUGAGGAGCAAGUUGGAGGAGUCUCAGCCAACACAUCUCAUUCCCCCUCUUCCUGAGAAGUUUGUGGUGAAGGGUGUUGUUGAUCGCUUUUCUGAAGAAUUUGUGGAAACAAGAAGGAAAGCAUUAGACAAAUUCCUGAAAAGAAUUGCUGAUCAUCCAGUGCUUUCUUUUAAUGAGCAUUUCAAUGUGUUUCUCACAGCCAAGGAUCUUAAUGCUUACAAAAAGCAAGGAAUGGCAUUGCUGUCAAAGAUGGGAGAGUCUGUCAAAUAUGUCACAGGAGGCUACAAACUAAGAAGUCGGCCGCUGGAGUUUGCAGCUAUUGGAGAGUAUCUAGACACAUUCUCUCUAAAGCUUGGUACUAUAGACAGAAUAGCCCAGAGGAUUAUCAAGGAGCAGCUGGAAUACUUGGUGGAAUUACGAGAAUAUGGACCUGUUUAUUCAACCUGGGGUGGGCUGGAGGUUGAAUUGGCUGAGCCGCUGGAAGGGGUGUCUGCCUGCAUCGGAAACUGCUGCACAGCUAUUGAAGAACUCAGUGAAGACAUGUCAGAAGACUUCCUGCCUGUGCUUAGGGAGUAUAUAUUGUACUCAGAAUCAAUGAAGAAUGUGUUGAAGAAGAGAGACCAAGUUCAAGCGGAGUAUGAAGCAAAACUGGAAGCAGUAGCUUUGAAAAAAGAAGAACGUCCAAAGGUACCCACAGAUGUUGAGAAAUGUCAAGACCGAGUAGAGUGUUUCAAUGCUGACCUGAAAGCAGAUAUGGAGAGAUGGCAAAACAACAAGCGACAAGACUUUAGGCAACUACUCAUGGGAAUGGCAGAUAAAAACAUUCAGUACUAUGAGAAGUGCCUUACAGCGUGGGAGUCAAUUAUACCACUAUUGCAAGACAAGCCAGAGACCAAAUAAGAAGUACCUUCAUGAACAGUUUAGCACCUCUGUGUUUAGUACCACUAGACAUACUGGAACUGUAUGAAGGACUCUUCUGUCAAGUUAACUGAAGUGCCAGCUGUGUUUAGGCUGGAACAGACCUUCUGAAAACUAUUUGAAUUUCUUCCUCAUUGUCUUUGUUUAAACUGGGAUAUGUUUCAUCUUUUUGAGUUACCUUGAGUGGUUCCUUCUCCAUCCUAUGGAGUGAUCCUGAGCUCAUAGUAAAAGUGCAUGGGGAUCUCAGUAAAACUUACCUCUUUAGUCUGGAAGGAACUGAUGAGUGGAACACUAAAAAGAUGAAAAUAAACUCUGCUGCAAGGUGCCAAAUGACAUCUUUAUUACUGUUUUGUUUGAUUAAAAAAGAUAAUUAUUCCCAUGAUACAGUACUUCCUAACCACUCCUUAUCUAUGUUCUGGAUGGAGAGGGAAAGGCUGGAAAAGAAUGUUUUCUGUUUUACUACCACUUAUAUGGUCCUUCUAGAUGAAGUGAUUUUUGGAUUUUAUGUAGGAGUUGGGCUGGUUCUAGAUAGGUAAAACAUACUGAUACCACCUGCAGAAAGUCUAUAAUGCAAGCAUGAACGGUGGUUUUUGUGAGUGUGGCAUGCUAUUGAUUCAUACUGAAUAUGUUUGUUUAUCUUGGUGAUUAUGAAGUAAUGUUGAUAGGCUGAAGUGUAGUUGUGACUGAUUUGGGGAUCAAAAUAGUCCUCGAUGUGGGAGUGAGUUUAACAGCAGCCUCUCAAAGCUUCUGGGAAUGAUGGAAGCAAGUAUGAGGUCUUUAUUGUAUCUAUUUCUUUUUUUUUUUCCUUUUUCCCUAAAACUAGCUGUGGAAGUUACGUGGUAGAAUAUUCCUGAGCCAUGUUUAGAUCUGUGGGUGGAUGUUUUUGUUUGUUUGUUUGUUUGUUUUCUGAACUAGAGCUCCUUUGGGCUUGGUCGCUGAAGGUGCCAGCUGUAAUAAAGAUGGAACUUUGCUUUCUCUCUCUAUUUUGCAGCCCAAAAGCCAAAAUGUGUCAAGUGCUUGCUUACACUAAGCAUCAUCAUGAGUGUGAAACUUGCCUUAAAACUGUCAGUGAGAUUUGAUAGGGAAAAUAAGGUAUCAUCCCAUAAGGUACACAGAGCUCAUACCUGUCUCUGAGCCACAUGGCAAGUCUUUUGAGACUUCUUUUGGUACAGGUCUAUUUUCCUUUAACUUUUUUUUUUUUUUUUUUUGGCCUUAAAUGUAACUGCAUCUGCAAGUUCUCCUUUCUCUUUCUCUUAUGGUCCAACCUAAAGUAGCUGCCUCCAUGUUGUUAAGUGGCCUUAGGUACCUUCUAGAGAAUGUAAUGCUGCCGUGAUGAAUCUAAGAUCCUUUUGAAUUAACAGCAUGCAGAUAAUUCUAGGUUAACUCUUUUGUCUCUAAGCAAGAGGUUGGGACUCAUGUCAAAGUAACGUCAGGACUUGGAGGAAUAAGUAGCUUUGAAUGCUUACUGAUACACUUUUGAGUGAUUACUUGAUCUUUUGGCAAAGAACCUGAGUGCAGUAAUUGGAAAUGUAAAACUCUUGUGUUAUCCUGUGAUGAUGUAUCGAAUACUACUUUGGUUUGGGUUUUGUCCUUAAGCUGAGCAGGGGAACUUUAGGUAUAUUUAGGGUUUGAAGGCUUUAUAGCAACUGCAAAGAUGAGUUAGCAUUUCAGUUUGAUGGCUGUCAGGCCAUCCCCUCCUUAGGUGGGAAAAGCCUACUUUAAGGUAUUUUAGGAGGUUUUCAUGUUUGACUUGACUUUCUUUGACAGCUUUGAGGUACUAAACAGAAAUGUGGUUAAAGCUGUCAGUUUCUCCUACACUACUGGUGUAAUAACAGCAAUCUAAAGCAGAAUUCAUUAAAUGUAGAACAACCAACCACUCUUGCUUUUCAAAAGAAGUGUUUAAAGGGAUUAUCUUGAAGCAGUAACCCAGUAUUUUCCUCUAUCUUUCUUCCCUUCAAAAUAAAUUCUUGUAAAUGCAUAUUAUUAAUGAUCUGACCACCUUCAGAGUUACAGUCAGUAGAUAAUUUAUUUUCUUGGUUCCAGUGCUAGUAAGAUACUGUAAAUGGAAAAACUAGUCCUGCUUGCCUCUUUCCCACAAACUGAGAUCAUCAGGGUUUUUUCCCUUAGAAAGCUGUGUGACCUGUUUCUUUCUGCGAGAUGGAGUUUCCCAGUGGACUCUGCAUCAGUGAGAGUCAAGUGAAACUUGAUUUGAACUAGUAUUUAGAUAUUGUUCUCUCUACCCAUUCAAAAAGGACUGGGAAAAAAAAAAGUAGACUGAUUCCUUGCAAGAUUUAUGCCCUGUUUCCCCUCAGUGUUGAGUCAAAACUGAAAUGAGUUGGAGUUCUGGGUAAGCUAGUACUGAACAGUGCAGCUGUACGUGAGGAGCGUAAUGGACAAAGAGGAGUCACAAGUCAAGUUUAAUUCAAUGAGCAGCUGUUUCAGCUGGAGCUACUAAAGCUCAUUUUGUACUUUCUUUAAUCUAAGGCCCCUGAUUCUGCAGUCUGAUACUUAAACUACUACUUGACCCAGUUGUGCUUUCAUCUUGGAGAAAUCCCUUUCUGGCAAAGCUGUUGAGACAAAAGAGGACUUUAUUUCCCUGAUGAAGUGCUUGGCUCUUUGACACCUACCAAGUUAAUUUGGAGGAAAGGCUUGAACAUUUACUUCAGGCUGUGGCCUGUAAUAGGAUUUCUUGGAUGACUGGAAAAAACAAAACCUCCCAAACAUCUACAUGGAAAGUAAAACUUGACAUUAAAAAGAAGAGUCCUUUGCAAGAAUUGUGUAAAGAGUGUGUAGUAGUGAGUCUCUUAGCCCCUACGGCUACUGAGGAGUCUCCUUAUAAAAAAAGAGCUCUUGUAAACUACGGGGUUACUAUGGGAAAGGUUGUGAGGUAUGGGGAGAAUCCUGACUUUGAGACGUGAAGCAGUAGGGCAGAGCAGGCAAGCUACAAGCAGGCACGAAAUUCCUUAACAUAUAGCAUACAGUACUGCUGUUAUUGGAAGGUUGAGGUCUGACUCAGUACAACUCUGCAAUGUUGGUCUUAUAAACGUUUGGUGUGUCUAUAUUUGAAAAGCCCAAGUGUUAAUGGUGAAAAGGAAAAGACUUUGUGAAAGGGAACAGAGACAUGAGUACAGCAGGAGUUACAUCUCCAUCAGGAGUAACCUGAGCGUUCUGUGACUUAAGGUCAGCCGCUUUGCAUGCAGUAAAAUGGCAUCUAAAGCAGUUGCACCUUUCCUACGAGCCUGUGUAAGUUUGGGGUCCUUAAACAAUUAAAUUAGCCCAAUCUUGCUUUUAAUCCAGAGCCAGACCAAGUUUUAUCUCAGAAAAUGUGUAGUUUGCUGCUGUCCUGAUUACUUGCAUGCUGUUUCUAGGAUUGUUUGUUUCUUCCUCAAGUGGCACCAGCACAAUAAAGCAAGUACUGAGAUCCUGUUUUCAUGCUCAGUUAUGAACUAUGUUGUUCAUAUCAUCAUCAGGUUCUGACUAUUGCAAUAAACUUAGACAUUAAAACAUCAUUAUGUAUUUUUCAGUUAUCUAUUGAAAUAUAAAAUGGUGUUAGAUACAGCCUUUAAGGGCAUUAACUCUUCAAACGUGAGUUGCAUCAAAAAAUAAACUAAGAUUCUUCAA
Molecule: messenger RNA, 4956 nt
Organism: Rhea pennata
Lineage: Eukaryota; Metazoa; Chordata; Aves; Rheiformes; Rheidae
Gene: SNX30
Product: sorting nexin family member 30
Exons: 9
Coding region: 1-1317 (438 amino acids)
Biological process (GO): piecemeal microautophagy of the nucleus; endocytic recycling; autophagy of mitochondrion
Cellular component (GO): cytoplasm; early endosome; phagophore assembly site
Molecular function (GO): phosphatidylinositol binding; protein binding
Source: RefSeq, a predicted model, not a curated record